UUUGCCCCAAAAUCGUUACUUCCAGUUCCAAAUAGCGAUCUAUUCGGUUUCCACGAGCGCCAAUUCUCUGCCAGCGUGUCCACCAUCGAGCCCUGCACCCUCAUCACCGUCGCCGAUAAGUCCGUAAUUCUGCUGCAACUGCAACGUUUUAAUUUCCCUCUCCGGCUUCGUCUCAUAACAAUUUCCGAGAAGCGAUUCGAGUCUCGUCGGCGACGGCCCACUGCCGGUGCACCUCUAGGUCCUUCUUCUCUCUAUCGUUCUUUCCUUUAAGUUUUCAAUUCAUUGCUUCGCUCUUUUCUUUAAGAUUCCAUAAGUUUCUCUGUCUCGUUCUAGUAUUUGCAGGGUUUAGGGUUUUGGCCGACUUCCGAUCAUAGUAUAAUUGGUUACUUUUGCUUCUAAGGCUUCUCUGAUUCUUGCUCUUCAUAUGCGAUUUCAUCAUGGGCUCUCUAAUGAUUGAGAGAAAAGAGAAGCAAAAGAAAGGGAUAAUUAGUAGUGAGGAUGAUAUUUCCACUCUACUCGAAAGAUAUUCGGUAAGGACGAUACUGACAUUGCUUCGGGAGGUGGCCCAGGUUUCGGAAGUGAGAAUUGAUUGGGACAAGUUAGUGAAGAACACGUCAACUGGGAUUUCUAAUGCUCGAGAAUAUCAGAUGUUAUGGCGGCAUUUGGCUUAUCGUCACACGUUACUGGAGAAUAUGGAUUGUCUUACUGGUCCACUGGAUGAUGAUAGUGAUUUAGACUUUGAAAUAGAGUCUUUUCCAUCAGUGAACAGCGAGUCCUUAAAUGAAGCUGCAGCAUUUGUGAAGGUACUGAUUGCCAAUGCUAUACCGAGCGAGUCAGAUAUUCCUAGUAGUUCUGCAGUUGAGGCCCCAUUGACUAUAGGUAUAUCCAAUAGUCAAUCAUCUAGAGCCAAUCUUGAAAAUCCUCAAUCUGGUUGUUUGUUGCAAGAGAUGUAUGUUGCAAUUCCAAUUUCCAUUCAGAGACAGCCUAUUUCUUCUACACCAGCCGUAUCAACUGAAGUAUUUGAUGUGAAUGGAGCAGCCGGUGGUAAUGCAGCUUCUCGAAAAAGAAGAAAACCCUGGUCAAAGGCAGAGGAUAUGGAACUGAUUGCUGCUGUUCAGAAGUGUGGUGAAGGGAACUGGGCGAAUAUCUUGAAAGGAGAUUUUAAGGGGAAUAGAACUGCUUCACAGCUAUCUCAGAGGUGGUCCAUUAUUAGGAAGCGACGCUGUAAUUUGAAUGUGGGAGCUAACGCCACAGGUACUCAGAUAUCUAAAGCUCAGAUUGAUGCUACACACCGUGCAUUGUCCUUUGCGCUUGAUUUGCCCGUGAAUAACUCGAAAACAGAGUAUUCAAACAUAAACAGUUGCAUUAUCUCUUCUGCAAGUGGUGCCGAAGCUCCGGUUCAAAUGCAGAAUCAGUCUCCUCAGAUUCCCAAGCCUUCAAGGCCAGUGCUGGUAGAGCCUUUGCCUUCAGCAGUGAAACCUGGAAUCGACACUUCCAAGAAUGCAUUGAUGAUGAAGUCUACUCACAAUUCCGAUUCUAUAGUUCGAGCGACCGCAGUUGCUGCGGGAGCCCGCAUCGUUUCUCCAUCAGAUGCUGCAUCUCUACUGAAGGCUGCACAGGCAAGAAAUGCCAUUCACAUAAAGUCCAGUUGUGCCUCUUCGAUCAAACCACCUGUGCAUGGUAAUGCACCAAUUCACUCGGAUCCACGCCCUAACAUACAUUACAUUUCCACGGGAAAAUUGGCAUCUCCAGGUUCGAACUAUGUCGGUGGUAAACCGAAUGUGGUAUGUAAUAACUCAGUGAAGGCCAUCUCGCCAAUUGUUCUGCAUCAUCGUUCCACUUCUGCUAUUUUGAUGAAUGUGCAGUCAGACCAAAGAAGCCCAGCAACCGAGUCUCCGUCGAAGCGAGAGAUUAAGAGUUCAGAAGAACGCAAAAUGCCUGAGCCGGUUGCAACUCCGAAAGAGGAGGCUCGAGAAUCCGAAGCUGUUCGGGGAGGAAACUUUGCUACCGAAAGAUCAGAUGGGGAAUUGAGAAGUCUUUCAACUUGCAUUGAGAAUCACAAUGGUUCAAAUACGGAGAUAGAUGAAAAUGGUAUUAAAGCAGGAUGUUCCGAGCAGGUCGAAACGAAAAAGAACGCAAAUGAUGUCGAGAUUAGGGGUUCACCAGACACUCAAGGAAGCAAGAAUGAAUCCGUAGCAGAUAUUGUGGGCCAUAGCACACAAAAUGAACAGAUGAACUUGAAAGCAUAUAUUAGAAGGUGAAUGCAUAGACAAUUUUUGAAACCAUUGUACAAAUGAUGAAUAAACAGUGAAGGCACAAAAUUUUCUGUAGGUGUAAAUAAAGAGUGAAUCUUGCAGUUGCAGUGAUACGGAAUUCCAUGUUCUCUUACUAGAGAGUGAAAAUUAAUUUUCCAGUUUUUUUUCUCAGAAUUUUGUGUAAAUAAAUAUCUCAAUGGCAAGACCAACAUUUGUAAGGUCAUCAUAUUCAACAUUUGUAUGUA
Momordica charantia (bitter melon) is the source of this 2500-nucleotide messenger RNA. NCBI's taxonomy places the organism in Eukaryota, Viridiplantae, Streptophyta, Magnoliopsida, Cucurbitales, Cucurbitaceae. The record is from RefSeq and is a predicted model, not a curated record.